AUGCUCAAGACGGAGACGCCUCAGGGAAGAAGUACCAGACAAGAAUCUUCUCAGGGGAGAUUUGGGACGGACGUCGGUGGACUAGCGAAGAUGGCGAGUCCUGAUAUGCCUCGGGCGGUGUUCUGCCAGGAGGACGGGAUCGUUGUCUGGCCCGAGUUCUACGGCAACACCGUGGUUCUGGGUUGUCCGUAG
Molecule: messenger RNA, 192 nt
Organism: Colletotrichum higginsianum IMI 349063
Lineage: Eukaryota; Fungi; Ascomycota; Sordariomycetes; Glomerellales; Glomerellaceae
Exons: 1
Coding region: 1-192 (63 amino acids)
Source: RefSeq, a predicted model, not a curated record